This is a messenger RNA of Ruditapes philippinarum (Manila clam), 1218 nucleotides long. Its product is annotated as interferon-inducible GTPase 5-like. Gene Ontology annotation, molecular function: GTP binding; GTPase activity. The transcript has a single exon. The coding region runs from base 1 to 1218 and encodes 405 amino acids. The record is from RefSeq and is a predicted model, not a curated record. Gene Ontology annotation, cellular component: membrane. NCBI's taxonomy places the organism in Eukaryota, Metazoa, Mollusca, Bivalvia, Venerida, Veneridae.
AUGGCUGAGCAAAGUAGUGUUGUAUGCCCGACUCUAACAGAAGAAGAUGAAAAAAGUUUUACAAGUAUAUUAAAAGAGCGUGGAGUUACUGGUUUAUAUGAAUAUUCUCUUGGGAAAUUAGAUUCGUGGCUUAACGUUUCUCUAAACGUCGCAGUAACGGGAGGAUCAGGGAAAGGAAAAUCAACUCUCAUCAAUGCAAUGCUCGAUCUCAAAGAUGACGAUGAGGGGGCUGCUGUUUCAGAUGAAACAACAAAGAAAAGAACAAAAUAUCAACACCCUGAAAACAAGAACAUAGUAUUUUGGGAUUUACCUGGAGUCGGUACAAAUAAUUUCAAAAAAGAGGAUUAUUUAGAUGAAGUGAAGCUGGAUGAAUAUGAUUUUUUCAUUCUUGUGUCAUCUGAACGCUUUUCAGAAAACGACGGUUGGCUAGCUGAAGAAAUACGGAAGAGGAAUAAACGGUUCUUCUUUGUGCGUACAAAAGUAGAUAAUGACAUCGAUGCAGAGAAGAGGAGUAGGAAAAAAAAUCGCCGAACACCGGAAACAAUCCUAGACUUGAUACGAUCGGACUGUAAGGAGUGUCUUAAUAAUCUCGGUUUUCCUGAAAGCCAUGUUUUCUUGGUUGAUAAUUUGUCGCCAUACCUGUUUGAUUUUGAUCGACUAUCAAAACAACUAAUUGAAGAUGCACCAAAGAGGAAACGGGAGACACUUCUUUUCUCCAUUAAAGGAUAUGCUUGUCAAGUCAUAAAUGAGAAAAGAAAUACUCUUGAAAAGAGAAUUCCAAAGCUGUCCUUGAUAUCUGCAGUAGCUGGAGCUGCUCCAAUACCUGGUGUUGGUCUAUGUGUUGAUGUUGCCAUAAUAAUUAAAGAAGUUAACUUUUACAGAGAACAGUUUGGAUUGACUGAUAAUGAUAUUAAGAAGACUGCAGAGAUUUUAAGAUUUCAAGAGGAAGAAUUGAAAAAAGAAUUUGACAUGGAAACCUUCCUGGAAAAUUGCACAAAGAAAGGAAUCAUAGCUCUAUGUCGGUAUUUUGCUGUAUCUUAUUCUUCAGCGGAAAUCGCCAAAUAUGCAAUCCCUUUACUAGGUAGCAUCAUAAACGGAACGAUAUCGUAUAGAACCACUUCAUACUGCCUGACGACAAUUCUUGACGACAUCUACAAGGCCUCGGUGAAAGUUUCUGAAAAAAUGAGUUCUGAUAUAGUAGAAACAUCUAUAAAAUAA